This is a messenger RNA of Pundamilia nyererei, 1991 nucleotides long. Its product is annotated as beta-1,3-galactosyltransferase 2-like. The transcript has a single exon. NCBI's taxonomy places the organism in Eukaryota, Metazoa, Chordata, Actinopteri, Cichliformes, Cichlidae. Gene Ontology annotation, cellular component: Golgi membrane. The record is from RefSeq and is a predicted model, not a curated record. Gene Ontology annotation, biological process: protein O-linked glycosylation. The annotation marks the transcript as partial. Gene Ontology annotation, molecular function: N-acetyl-beta-D-glucosaminide beta-(1,3)-galactosyltransferase activity.
GCACCUAAAAGGCAUCUUCAUUUGCAUUGCAGCAGCAGUGAUUUUCAUCUUUUUCUAUCUCAAUUCCAACAAAGUGGUUAGGAACAUUCCUUAUCAACCAGCAUCAGCAGAGCCACAUUGGGAGGAUCCAGGACCAUAUCAUGUGGCCUACCCACGAAACUACAAAUUCAUCAUGGAUGACAUGCCUACAUGUAGGACCACAACUCCUUUCCUUAUUCUGAUGGUUCCUGUUGCACCCGGUAAUGUGGCAACUCGGGAUGCCAUCCGGCAGACGUGGGGAAAUGAGAAGCUGGUUCUGGGUCAGCAGGUAGAGACUGUCUUCAUAGUGGGCCUCCCUGGUGGAAGUGAUGCUAAACAUCAGCAAGAGAAGCUUCAGCAGGAGAAUCAGCUGUACCAUGACCUGAUUCAGAGCAACUUUCAGGACAGCUACUAUAAUCUGACUAUCAAGACUAUGGUCAUGCUGGAGUGGCUGGCUGCACACUGUACAAAGGCUUCCUUUGUCAUGAAGAUCGACUCCGAUGUUAUACUCAAUGUCCCGAAUCUGGUGAAACUGUUGGUGGAUCCUAGCACAGCUAAGCAAAACUAUAUGACUGGGCUGGUUUGGUGGCAUAGUCCUGUUUUAAGGAACCCAUUUAUAAAGUUCUACAUGCCUCGAUCUGUGAUUGCUGAAUCAGAGUACCCCCCGUAUCCGCUCGGCUUUGCCUACGUCAUGUCACUAGACCUUCCUGGGAAGAUCUUGGGAGUGUCACCUCAGAUCAAACCGAUCUACAUUGAAGAUGCUUACCUCGGCAUGUGUCUGAAACGCCUGGGCGUAUCUCCUACUGACCCUCCAGAAGAAACAAUGUUUCUUGUCAAUCCCAGCCAUUCUCUGAGCAGCUGCAGUCUUUCAAAGCUGAUCGCUUCGACAACAACAAGCAUCUUGCAAAUGAAUGGCUACUGGGAGAGGAUCAAACGGGGAGUUCAGUGCUGAAGGUUUUCCAAAAAGAGUGAGAACCUGAAUUUGGCUAAUGGAUAAAACAAAAAUGAAAUAUUGCGUAUUUAUUAUGUGGCAAAAUGGAGAUACUUUUGUUACAUCUUGCCAAAUCUGAUGAUUAGGCCAAGUUAACAGAAUUAUUUUUCUCUAAAAAAAAAAAGAAAUAAUAAUAAUAAUUACAAGUUAGAACUUUGUGUUUGGUGAUAUUGAAAUAUUGCUAAAUUGGCAAGAGAUGAAAUGAUACUGUUCUCAACUUUUUAUUGGAAUCAAUCAGGCCUUCUUUGUCCUCAGCUCAAGUAAGAGAUGUUUAAUUUACUUUUAUGUCCUCUUGUAUUUACCUUCUCCACCUCUUUUGUGUUUCUGUACUUUUUACCCUCCGGCCUGUGUUCGUCUUUAUAUUUGUUGUUAUGGUAUGGUUUGAUACUUGCUGUAGAACUUCCAACUGACGAGAUGAUAAGAUGACAUUACUGUGCAGUUGCUUUAACAAUAGCUAAACAUCCAAAUGACCACAAUCCAUAAUUGUUAAUGAAGUGUACUGUUUUGCUAUGGUAUUUUGUUAUGAUGUAGUCGACUACUUAAGUAUAUUGUAAUAGCCCUGCGCUGUUUUGAUGUUUGUUUUAAUGUGUAUAUUUACUAUAGAUUGUGCAUGUUGUUGAUUCUUUUUUUUCUUUUCAUUUGUUUGCUUGUUUUUUUUUGUUUGUUUGCAUUGUAAACCAGCUUAGGAUAUAAAAGCUGUGGUGUUUUUCUUAGAGACAAGUUUUUUACAUGAACUAUGUCAAACUAAACUGAUCUAAACUAAACUAUGGGGCAUGUAUGAUCCUGAUGUGAUGCAAUAUACGAAAUGUACCAUGACUGUGAAGAAAAAAAAUUGGCCAGUACUGUGAAUUCUACAGUUGUAGUUUGUCAUAGUUCCACAAGAUGGACGACUUUGAUUCUAUAAAAUUUAAGCCACAAGUAUGUUUAACGUGCUGCAUAUUUUUUAACCUCACUGCUUUAAAUGUAUGAUCUAAGCUUCCUU